Molecule: messenger RNA, 1752 nt
Organism: Syngnathus typhle (broad-nosed pipefish)
Lineage: Eukaryota; Metazoa; Chordata; Actinopteri; Syngnathiformes; Syngnathidae
Product: H-2 class I histocompatibility antigen, Q9 alpha chain-like
Exons: 7
Coding region: 106-1299 (397 amino acids)
Biological process (GO): immune response
Cellular component (GO): external side of plasma membrane
Source: RefSeq, a predicted model, not a curated record
GCUCGAGUGCGCAUUUCGGCCACCGUAGUCAUUGUAACUUUUCGUCACUUUCUCUGUCUUGCCCUAAACCGCUUCUUUAUUUUUAAUUUUUAAUUUAUACCGAUCAUGAUUGUGACGUCGCUUUUAUUCCUCGUUUUGUCUGACUUAAUACCCGACGUGACGCCUGCGAUUCACACGCUGAAGUAUUUCCGAACAGCGUCCACUAACAUUGCGAGCUUGCCAGCGUACAUUGAGGUGGGUUACGUGGACGGAGUUGAGUUCAUACACUACGACAGCCAUGGCAAGAAAGCGGAAGCCAAGCAGGACUGGAUGGAGAGAAUCAUCGUAGAUGACCCCGACUACUGGGAGAUGGAAACGCAGAGAAAUUCCGUCAACGAGCACGUCUUCCGAACCAACAUUAAAAUUGCUCAAAAACGCUUCAACCAAACUGGAGGCGUUCACACUCUUCAGUGGAUGUUUGGCUGCGAGUGGAACGAUGAGACGGACGAGACGGAAGGGUGGAACCAGCACAGCUAUGACGGAGAAGACUUCAUCUCGUUGGACACCAAGACCAUGACGUACGUCGCGGCAAAUCCGCAAGCGUUCAUCACCAAACUCAAGUGGGACCGAGACCAGGCCCGAAAAGACUACAGGAAGCAUUCCUACACCGAGAUUUGCCCUGCUUUCUUGAAGAAGCUUUUCAACUACGGUCACAAAGCACUUAUGAGAACAGAGCUACCAAAGGUGUCUCUCCUUCAGAAGACGCCGUCCUCUCCGGUCGCCUGCCACGCGUCAGGUUUUUACCCCUACACGGCCGACCUUUACUGGAGGAAAGACGGCGAGCAGCUCCACGAGGACGUGGGUUACGGCCAGACCCUGCCCAACCACGACGGAACCUUCCAGAUGACGGUAGACCUGAAGGUGACACCCACGGCCGAGGAGGAGGGCCGGUACGAGUGCGUGUUUGGGCUGGCUGGUGUCGAGGACCAAAUUAUCACCAAGCUGGACAGGAGAAACAUCUUGAGCAACACACGCAAUGAAGAGGAUGAAACAAAGAAGAAAAUCAUCACCGUCGUUUCUUCGUUGGUGGUCGUCGCUCUGGUGGUCCUCCUUGUAGCCAUCGUUAUCGUCAUCGUGCGGCGUCGUGAUGGCAAUCGUGACGAUUACGCUGCAGCUCCAAAGGUCGAGUUUUCCAAGAAUGGCAAUGGCAAAUUGAGGAGGACAAAUGUACCCACAGAACACGGCGCGCAAGACGUUCUUAUGAACUCAGCGCACCUUCCAGCGACUGGGCCAGAAGACAACGUACCAGUUUUGGAUUAGCAUCGGGGCUCUUUCUUCAAGCCAUCACAUUUCAGAGAUAGAGUGACGCUUUCACUUUUCAUGUAAAGCAGCUACCGUAUUUUUCCGACUACAAAUCGCUUUUUUUUUUUUUUCAUAGUUUGGCCGGGGGUGCGACUUAUUCUCAAGAGCGACAGAUGGAAUUAUUAUAAGAGCCGCAUCUUCUACUUCCCGGGUUAGCGAAGUUGUUUAUAAGUGACGCAGAGGAUGGAGAUUUUGUUGGAGUUAAUGGUUUGGGGUGAUGCGGAUGGUUCGAUAAACUUAUUUAUGCUAUCGUUAUUUGAAUAACUCUUAAUAUAUUACCUCAGGCAUGUUCUCAGUUCCUUCUUUAUGUAACGUUAGCAUACCCUACCGUUCAGCCUGUUGUUGCCUCUAUUAUUUUAUGUCUGUUCUUGGUGUUUGAUUUUAUCAAAUAAAUUUCCCCCAAAAAUGCGA